CUACGCAUUGUAAAGAAAUCACAGCGACAUGAAGUUUAUUUCAUUUAUAAGUGUACUUCUUGCAAUUGGAGUUUAUUCGGCAAAACUACCGGAAUAUUUAAAGAAAUGCAAAAAGGGUACUGAUAAUGGUGAUUGCGUUGCUGUAAAUGAACAAGCUGUUGUUGAUGCACUUCUUAAAAAUUCUGGUGAACCAAAAUUUAAACUACAAGGCUUGACACCGAUUCACGUUAGUAGAAUUGAUCUCCAAGCCACGCCACAAUUAAAAGUAGGAUUGUCUGAAGUUGACUUUUUUGGUUUCGAGCAUCUUAAGCCUACUGGCGGCAACAUCGACGCUGACACAUUGCACAUAAAAUCAUUUCUACCACAUGUUGAAAUUAUCGGCAAGUACGACAUCAACGGAAAAAUUCUAAUUCUACCCAUUCAAGGUCAAGGCAAUUGUAAUAUCACACUAGUUGAUUUCGAUGUGGAUUAUAUUGCAAAACUAGUUGUUGAAGAGCGCAAAGGAAAAAAGUACUAUCAAGUUGCUGCUGAUGAUAAUACUACGCUAAAGAUCAAUAACAUUAAAAAAGUCCACUGGCAGUUCAAUAAUCUGUUCAAUGGAGAUGAACGGCUUGGACCAGAAAUGAACCGGUUUCUGAACGAGAACUGGAAGGAUGUUUUUAGCGAAGUUCAAGUGGCCAUCGAACAAACCGCAGCGUAUUCGAUUGUUAAUUAUUUUGUUAAUGGAUAUUUACAUUUUAUUCCUAUUGAUGAACUUUUUGAAGAGUAAUUUCUUCCGAGAAUAAGUUUUUGGCAGUGCAUUAUUAGUUUAGAUUAUGUUUAAGGGUAAAACUUUUUUUUAACAAAAUAGAUGUCAAAAUACAAUAUUAA
Dalotia coriaria is the source of this 870-nucleotide messenger RNA. Its product is annotated as protein takeout-like. The record is from RefSeq and is a predicted model, not a curated record. Lineage: Eukaryota; Metazoa; Arthropoda; Insecta; Coleoptera; Staphylinidae. Bases 29 to 769 code for a protein of 246 amino acids. The transcript is spliced from 4 exons.